CCCCGCCCCGUUCUGUUCUGCAGCUUCGCUGCUCCGCUGUGCGUGCGAGGGACGUCGGGGGCGGCGCCUCAGUUAGUUGCCCCUGGUAACGGGGGUGGCAGGAGGAGGAGGAGGGACUCUGCGGGAGGAUGGGCUUACUCUCAAUUCUGCGUAAAUUGAAAAGCGCACCAGACCAGGAGGUGAGACUCCUUCUCCUGGGCUUGGACAAUGCUGGCAAGACCACCCUUCUGAAGCAGCUCGCAUCUGAAGACAUCAGCCACAUCACGCCGACACAGGGUUUUAACAUCAAAAGUGUGCAAUCACAAGGUUUUAAACUGAACGUAUGGGACAUUGGCGGGCAGAGGAAAAUCAGACCAUACUGGAGGAAUUAUUUUGAAAACACUGAUAUUCUUAUAUACGUCAUUGACAGUGCAGACAGAAAAAGAUUUGAAGAGACGGGUCAGGAACUAGCUGAAUUACUGGAGGAAGAAAAGCUAAAUUGUGUUCCGGUGCUCAUCUUUGCUAAUAAGCAGGAUUUGCUCACGGCAGCCCCCGCCUCAGAAAUUGCAGAAGGACUGAACCUGCACACCAUCCGAGACCGAGUCUGGCAGAUCCAGUCCUGCUCAGCUCUCACAGGAGAGGGCGUUCAGGAUGGCAUGAACUGGGUCUGCAAAAAUGUCAUCGCAAAGAAGAAAUAAAAUCUGGACGAAUGGAAACGCAGGAGCUUCGGGAGCUGAAUUCUGUCCUGAAAAACACUAAUUUGCUGCUUUCUGACCAAAUGUUUUUCCAUCUGUGUACAGCCACAGCUGUUUGAGGAGGGAACAACACAGUUUAAAAAGAAUCCCCAUUCCAGCAGUAGAUUUAACUGAUCUCUGAGGUUCAGUAUCAUUUUUCAAAUAAAGGAAUUAUAUUAUUUCCUCUGCAUAAUUGAAAUAGUAUUAAAUGUCUCAAAGCACAUGAUUAGAAAAUGAGAUCUUUUAAAUGAGCAAGAGAUUGCAUUGCAGUUCAGACAAUUCCAGUGGGCUUUUUUUUUUUCUUUCAAAAAGAGGAAGAAGCAGCUUAUGCUGCACUCACUAAUUUACUGACCUGUCCCUGACGUUCUCCCCAUGGUUUUGAAAACCUGGACCGUGUCUGCUGGUGCUGGGCAGUGAUUUUUACCAUCGACUGAGCCAGGGCUGCAUUCUGUCCGCAGGGAAGCUGCUGGGGGGAAGGGAAGGAAGAGCAGAUGAUUAAACCAUCUUGUCAUGCAGGUAGGAGACUGUAUGUAAUCCUCACCCUUUGGAAAUGGGGGAAAAAAAAAUCCUUCCUUGAAAACAAGUCACCACAUAAACAUACCCCAUCCCCAGCCCCCCAGCCAGCCACACAGGGAAGCAAAUUCUUAACGACUUUCGACUGUAAUGACAUCUGGAAUGUAAGGAGAGGUGGGAGGUUUAAUUCCAGAAAAAUUACAAGGUCCUUAGAAAGCCCUCACACCGAGGGCUCAGGCUAGCGCGAACAGGCUUUCUCCAGUUCAGUGGAGCAGGGAGCAGCCAACUCUGAGAUUAGCUGGCUUCUCCGUGGCAGUCCUAUAGAAGAGAUUUCUAAAGCUCAAAGAAGUCUGUGUUUAAAUGAUCACAAUAGGCCGCUGCUAUCAGAUUUUUAAAAUAAAUGCAGCCGGACUAUGAACCUGCCGCACUGAGCAAAGGCAGGCAGAUCGAUUCUGAGAGAUCAAUUUUUACGGUGCUGGCAACUUGGUGUGGGCCGCCUGUGGGUGGAGGUGGUUUGUUGCUGGGCAGAGCAUGUGUGACCGCGGGGGCCAUUCCCAGGGAAGCAUGUCACCCUGGCUGCUGGUCCCCACUGCCUCUCUCCAGCAAAAUGUGUCCUCUGUUGAUUGAUUGGAGAGGACUGGCAGGAGACUUCUCCUGCCCCGUGUUGCAAAAAGAGCUUGUUUCCCUGAGUCUUAAGAAAUCCCCAGCUUCAAACAUGAAAGCCGGCCAGAGCAUCAGCCAGCUCCUGAAUUGAACUCUGUUCUGGUGCCUGAGCUGAGGGGUUUUCAGAGAAUGAAUAAGAGACUGUCUCUGGGCUGGCUGGUGGGCCUCAGGAGGCCAACGGCCUUCUCACCCCGGGAGGUAGCGCUUCCCAGACCCACCCAGGCCUGUGAGCAGACCAGAGAGGCCGCUCCAGCCCCUCUGCACCCAGCUUUUCUGCACGGAGUCAUGCAGGUGAGGCUGACGCAGGUCCAGCUUCAAAGGCGUUCUGGGGGGAAAGUCAUCAAUGCAGACACGAAAAGGCGCCCCAGGGGUGCCGUGGACAGACCUGUAAAGACUUGUAAAACAAAAGAAGGUGAGGUGGUGGUAAAACUGCUGAGCUAGCUGCUCCCUGCUGCCUCCUCUUCUGGCUGCUCUGUCUUACCCAAGUGCCGCUCUCACUCCGAACGGAGGCAAGCAGAAUUACAAGAAACUGAAACCCCCACCCUGUCAGGCUGCGAAUGUGGCUGGAGCACUUGAAGAUGGGUUGCCCUGCAAGUGAUGCCCAGGACUCGAGCCGAGGGGCAAGAUGCCUGGUCUGAGACGUGUGCUUGGGAACAACGUGCUAUGGAACUUUGACGCUGGCAGUGCAUGGUCAGUCUGUAAAAUACUUUUGUUCUCUUACCACCAACUCAGGGAACUAAGAGUCCUUAGUUGGAGAGUCCUUUCCAGGCCUUGGCUAGCCGGCAGAAAUCUCUUGCCCGCCCCCCCCCCCCUCUGAUAACAGCCUCUGUGAAUGUUCAGAUCUGCUUUUCAGCUAAGGACACAGUGACUUGGUGGAUGUCACAAGCUUUCAUCUGCCCUUGGAGCCCUGCUGAACCCCCAGGGGGCUCAGGGGGUAGAUGAGAGAAGCCUAGAAAAUGCAGACUUUGAAAGCUCCCAUUUGUAAAAACAAAAUGCUUCUAAAGUCCCCUUUUUUCUCCCUUGUCACACCCCCACCCCCUGUGGCCAUGACCAGAAGACAGGAUUUGAAGCUAGAAAUGGGAUACCUGGUUUCCCAUCCUCCCACCCCGAGCCAGUUGGGGUGAUUCCCUCUGUGCAUCUGAACAUGGGGCGGGUGGGGGUCGGCUGGGGGCUGGAGGGCAGGCAAGGCCUGGACAGGGGCCCGGGGCUGUGCACUCAGGCUGGUUGUGCGAAAAACUCCCUCCCUCCCCUCCUCUCGACCUCCUCCUGGAUGGAUCCCGGGGCCCAGUGCAGCACACCCUUUCCCCUUCACUCUCCCUUGGUUACUAUGGAAACAAGGGUGUCAUUGAUGUGGGCUGAGCCGGGGAACAUGUCGGCGCACAGCUGAAAGUCAGCGACCAUGCCGGUGGGUAGAAAUGUGCCGGGGUGAGAGAAGUCCGCGCUCCGGAAACUGCUGGAAGGACACAGUCCUGCCCCCUCCCUUCCUCUCUCCCGUUCUCUCUCUCCUGGCUUCUGACAGAUUUCUUUAUUCCCCUCUGGGCUAAAGCGGUGGCUAUUUUUGUGCCAUUCUCUGCCCCACCCUCACUGUCGGCCGCUCCUUAUCCGGGCCUGGCCUGGAGGGUGACACGGUGUCACCCUCUCCAGGACUUGUCCCUUAAUUCCCGUCAGAGUUUGCUUUGAUUUCUCCUUCCUUCUCAGGGGCCAGUUCUUACUUCCUUUUAUUUUUAGCUCUGCACUCUGUGUGGUUUCAGGGUUCAGUCUGAUCCAUCGAAAGUUCUUUUUUUCCCUAGUCCCUUUUGAAAACGAUAAUCAAAGAAAUGGACGUGGUAUUUGGUCAUGUGGAAAAUUCAAUGUAUAAUUUAGAUGUCUGUCAAAACUCCGACAAAUAAAACUUAGCCGAAAUGAA
This is a messenger RNA of Phyllostomus discolor (pale spear-nosed bat), 3795 nucleotides long. It is a transcript of the gene ARL3, whose product is annotated as ADP ribosylation factor like GTPase 3. Gene Ontology annotation, biological process: cilium assembly. Bases 129 to 677 code for a protein of 182 amino acids. The transcript has 6 exons. Gene Ontology annotation, cellular component: cytoplasm; microtubule cytoskeleton. The record is from RefSeq and is a predicted model, not a curated record. NCBI's taxonomy places the organism in Eukaryota, Metazoa, Chordata, Mammalia, Chiroptera, Phyllostomidae. Gene Ontology annotation, molecular function: GTP binding; GTPase activity.